AUGUCAAAGUGUACCAAAGUAAAACGCCCAUGUAAAAUUUGUCUAGGAACUGUAACGAAGAGGAACGGCUUACAAUGUCAAGGAGCCUGCCAAAGUUGGGUGCACUACAACUGUUUAAACUACACACCCGGCAAAGUCAAAGAUAUAAAGAAUGGUGUCAUCAAAGUGACAUGUCCGUGUCCCGACUGCAAGACUAUUAUGCCAAAGGAAUAUAGAACAGACCAACCAUUUAGCUGCAGCAACCAACAGUGUCCAGCAAAUCGACCUCCAAAAUGUGAAAAUAUGAGGUGUCCAAUAAACGAUAAUGAAAGACGAGCAGUUCCUAAACCGACAUGUCCUCUUAGCACAUGUGGCACCAGCUGCAAACAACACAGCGUACCUCAGCUUCCUUACGUAAAUUUACCACUACCUCCGAUGAAGCCGUGUGUACCCCUGCCGCCACAACCGAGACCUGCACCUUCUAGAUCAGAUAGCUGUUUCAACCCAAACAAAUGUACUUCUGGAUGUUCAUCCACAUCCGCUCCUAAAAGUGACGGUGACUGUUGCAGCGCUCCUUCCAGCAGUUCGCCCUCAUUUGGUGCCGUAGAGGAUAUGUGCACUACGAUAGGACUCCUCGCAAAUCAACUUAAUAGCUUGAUGACUAAUAUUCAAAAUGCUCCACAACCACUAUACGAUGUCAGUGGAGGUGUUCAACGCGGGUAUAGGCCCGGUACGAAUCCUAACACCCAAUUGCCUCCCGUUCCGAUGCCUCCGCCUAGAUCGAGUUCGAGCUGCUGCUGUAAAACGAAAACUAGGAAAAGACUUAUAUAG
Messenger RNA from Arctia plantaginis, 810 nucleotides. The record is from the annotation of a GenBank genome assembly. Lineage: Eukaryota; Metazoa; Arthropoda; Insecta; Lepidoptera; Erebidae.